Planococcus citri (citrus mealybug) is the source of this 2379-nucleotide messenger RNA. Its product is annotated as carbonyl reductase [NADPH] 3-like. Lineage: Eukaryota; Metazoa; Arthropoda; Insecta; Hemiptera; Pseudococcidae. Bases 1554 to 2240 code for a protein of 228 amino acids. The record is from RefSeq and is a predicted model, not a curated record. Gene Ontology annotation, molecular function: carbonyl reductase (NADPH) activity. The transcript has 5 exons.
GGAGGCUUUUUCUUAAAGAAAGACUUAGAAAGAUUCUAAUUUCGACCAGAAAUGAAAAAUUUUCAAUUUUUUUUACAGAGUUCAAUUUUUUCUAGAUUUGGAAUUGAAAAACUUGAUGAAAAUAGGUAGGUAUAAAAAAACAUGGAAUUAUUUUUUCAUAAAAUCCAAUAUCAUAAAUACCUCACCACUACAUACUAGGUAUAGCUGAAAAACAAACGUGGAAACUUGAAAUUGAUAGGGGAGAGACGCCAAAUAUGGAAUGUUGCCUAAUAUGGAAUGCGACAAUAUCUCGAAUGUUUACCAUCGAAAUCUACCGGCGAUGGUCAGAAUUGAUUAAGCUAGUGAAAUAACCAGGCUAUACAAGUUUUGGUGGUGAUCCGUAAAGUUAUCUGUGUUUAAUUGACAAAAAUGUGAUUUGAUAAAAAAAAAUUUUUUCCUUAAAAAAAUUUGAAUUCAAAAAUUUUAGCAGAAAAUUGUGCGAAAACAUUUGUAUGAAGAUAGGUUCUAGAAGUGAAAAGUGGAUACUUUCAGAAUAUUUCAUCAGUUUUUCUCGAAAGCUGCAAAUAAAAAAGUUAUGAUCAUUUUUUAUUCAGAUUCUUUGGGUAGCCUAUUAUGGAAUAUGUUGUGUUUCUUAUUUUUUAAGUAUUCUUUCGAUCACACAUGUUCAAAACGUUAGUAAUUAUGCAUCUUAGACGUAUUUUAGGUCUCAAGUCGAAUAAAUUCGAUUAAAUACGUAAUUUUAUACAUAAAUUUUUGAGAAAAAAAAUUUUCCUUUCAGUCAAAUAAUUUCACGUUUUAAAUCGAUUAAAAUGUUAGGUAUAUCAACAGUGAACAUAGCUUUACUUCAUUAUUGCAUUUCAGGUCGAAUACAUUCGGUUAACCACAUCAUUUUUACCAAUAUUUUUUGAAAAAAAAACAUUCCAUAUUUGGAGACCAUUUUUUCAAAGUCCGAAAAUGACACUUUCUACAAAAUUGGGAGUGGGGGGAAAAGUUUUUGGUUUUGAGAACUGAGCUUUUAGGGGGUGAAACUAGAGGGUUGCAGCUACCCAUUGGUUGUUUGAGAUCGCCCUUAAGUUGAUUUGGGACUGAGCAAUCUCAAUUUUAAAGAUGGCCUUCCAUAUUUGGCGUCUCUCCCCUAAUAAAUUUCCCGAAAAUUCGCAGAUACUUAGGUAAUUAAUAAUCUAUCUGAUUCGUAAUUCUCGAUAUUAUUUUGAUAAGCACCAAUUUUUAUAAAAUCAAAAUUUCUCAGAUAAGAGACGACUUCAAGUAUACGAAAUAUUUUUAUUGAUUAGUUGCAGUGGUGAGAGUUUUAACUUGGAAAAUUUCAAUUCAUCUUAUCAUCGUAUAACAUUUUACGUACAUGUUCACCUAUUUCAAUUUUGAAAAAUCAUAUUCAACCUUACUGUUAUGUGUUCAAAUCACAGGUUACAGGUGGUAAUAAAGGUGUAGGAUAUGCCAUAUUUGAAGGCCUUUGUCAGAACUUUUCUGGAAACGUAUUCUUGACAGCUCGAGAUGAAAAGCGAGGAUCAGCUGCAGUAACAUCUCUAAAUCAUAUGGGCUACGAUCCAAAAUUUCACCUACUUGACAUCACUGAUGACCAAAGCAUUAUCAAAUUUAAUAAUUAUAUUUUCCACAAAUACGGCGGAUUAGACGUAUUAAUAAAUAAUGCUGCGAUUGCUUUCAAAGUUGCAUCCACUGACCCUUUUGCUGCGCAGGCGAAAGAAACAAUUCGAGUGAAUUAUUUCGGUACCAGAAAAGUCUGCGAUGUAAUGUUUCCUAUUCUCAGACCACAUGCCAGAGUCGUGCACCUUUCUAGCAUACUUGGACACUUGCUUAGAAUACCAUCUGAAGCAUUGAGGAAAAAAUUAUCCGCUGACAAUCUAACCAUUGAUCAUUUAGAUUGGCUGAUGUUAGAUUUUGUGAGGUCGGCUGAACAAGAUAAAGACGUAGAUCUACAUUGGGGAGCAAGUGCUUAUUCUGUAUCAAAAGUAGGUGUUUCUGCUUUGGCGAGAAUUCAACAAAGAGAAUUUCUUAACGAUGAACGUGUGGAUAUUGUUGUGAAUUCGGUGCAUCCUGGUUACGUUAAUACUGAUAUGACUAGUCAUAUAGGACAUUUGACUAUUGAAGAAGGUGCUGUAUCCUCUUUGUAUGCUGCUCUUCUUCCGGAAAACAUUACCGAACCGAAAGGAGCUUAUAUUUUGCAAAAUAAAGCUAUCGUUGAUUGGACUGCACCUUUUUAGAAAUAAGAAUUUGAACAAGAAAUCGAGAUGUCAACGUUAUUUCCGUGAAAAAUGUCAUUGUUUAAUGAUCUACUUAUUAGAAAAAUAAGUAUUAUUUUUAAUUGAAGGAUUUUAACCAUGAAAUUAAAUUUUCAAAAAA